Messenger RNA from Prunus armeniaca (apricot), 216 nucleotides. NCBI's taxonomy places the organism in Eukaryota, Viridiplantae, Streptophyta, Magnoliopsida, Rosales, Rosaceae. The record is from the annotation of a GenBank genome assembly.
AUGGGUAUGGUUGUGGUGAUCUCUCUGCCUUUUAUUUUGUUCACCAUACUGCUUGGUUUUGGGUGCUACUUCUUUGGAAGAGCCAGAGGGCGAAAAGACGCAAUUUCCUCGGCUCAGGUUUAUGGGGUGCCUACUCCACCACCAGGAGCUAAUAAUUCUCUGCCUUCAUCUCCUCCACCACAUCAUUUCAAGCACGACAACUCUGCCAAUGUUUAA